Coregonus clupeaformis (lake whitefish) is the source of this 2728-nucleotide messenger RNA. RefSeq names its product gonadotropin-releasing hormone II receptor-like. Lineage: Eukaryota; Metazoa; Chordata; Actinopteri; Salmoniformes; Salmonidae. Gene Ontology annotation, biological process: G protein-coupled receptor signaling pathway. Gene Ontology annotation, cellular component: membrane. The record is from RefSeq and is a predicted model, not a curated record. The transcript is spliced from 4 exons. The coding region runs from base 560 to 1720 and encodes 386 amino acids. Gene Ontology annotation, molecular function: peptide binding; gonadotropin-releasing hormone receptor activity.
GGCAGGUGUUCUGGCACAGUUGGACCCCUAUCUGUGCACGUGCCUGCAAAUCAGUGUUGGCAAAGAAUCUGUAGUCUAUGCUUUUGAUGCACCAGGUUUCUUUUCAGCACCUGGGUGUAUGGACAGCUCCCCUCCUGGUCGAUUUUCGAGGAAAGCACUGACAGUACUGGGAAAGAGUGGUCUGUUGAACUGCUCUGUAGCUGCUGAGCCUAUUUCACCAGCUUCGGAGCCCGACAAGGAUUGGACAUUGGAUCAUUUGGGAAACUCCCAUGGAUAUUGAGAUAUACAAAAAGAAAACAGAGUGAAAAAAAAGUGGAUCAACUGAAACGCUGAAAUGGGCUACAGUCAAAUUGUUGUAGGCCUACUUUAGAGACAAAUCCGUAAUUUUGGUUUUCAAUUAUCUUUGAUGCUGCGGCAACUGAAGAUAAUACAGAUAUUUCAAUGCAUGACGGUUUAGCUGAUCAAUUGGAAUAGACACCAUUGUAUCGGAGAGAAAGUGUGCUUUUUGGCAUAUAGAGAGGAAUGCGCGCAUUCCACGUGAGUUGAGCUUUAAACAAGGAUGUCUGGCAACCUGUCCCUCCUGAGGCCUACAUUAGCGGGUGCCACCGGAUCAAUGCAACCUGCCCUCUCAAACAUGUCCCAGUUUCCCCCUCUGGUUGACUGGGAGGCGCCCACCUUCACCCGAGCCGCCCAAUUCCGUGUCUGCGCCACCUUAAUCCUCUUCCUAUUUGCUGCCUGCAGCAACCUUGCGUUAUUGGUCAGUGUGUGCCGGGGGCGUGGCCGGCGCCUGGCUUCUCACCUGCGACCACUCAUCAUGAGCCUGGCUACCGCCGACCUGAUGAUGACCUUUGUGGUGAUGCCACUGGACGCCAUUUGGAACAUCACGGUGCAGUGGUAUGGCGGAGACGCCAUGUGUAAGAUGCUGUGCUUCCUCAAGCUGUUUGCCAUGCACUCGUCAGCCUUCAUUCUGGUGGUGGUCAGUCUGGACAGGCACCACGCCAUCCUGCACCCGCUGGACUCACUCAACUCCCACCACAGGAACAAGAGGAUGCUGGGUUUGGCCUGGGGCCUUAGCGUGCUUCUGGCCUUACCACAGCUGUUCAUCUUCCGGGCCAUCAAGGCCGAGGGCGUAGACUUCACCCAGUGUGUAACCCAUGGCAGUUUCAAAGAGCGAUGGCAGGAGACGGUCUACAACAUGUUCUACUUCGUCACUCUCUACGUGUUCCCGCUGCUGGUCAUGAGCUUCUGCUACACACGCAUCCUCAUUGAGAUCAAUCAGCAACUCCACAGGAACAAAGCUGGCGAGUCCUGCCUGAGACGCAGUGGUACAGACAUGAUCCCCAAAGCACGAAUGAAGACUCUAAAGAUGACCAUCAUCAUCGUGAUGUCCUUCGUGGUCUGCUGGACGCCCUACUACCUCCUGGGUAUCUGGUACUGGUUCCAGCCGGAGAUGCUGCAGGUCACGCCUGAAUACAUCCACCACGCCCUGUUUGUCUUCGGCAACCUGAACACAUGUUUUGACCCGGUCAUCUAUGGCUUCUACACGCCCUCGUUCCGGGCCGACCUGGCCAUGUGCUGGUGCUAUAGGAGAAGGGACAUUGAUAUGUCGCCCAGGUCUCUGGACCGCCUGUCCGCCCACCAGGGCCCCCACAGCGGAGAGCAGGACUCUGACGCCCCCAGUGUGGACCAGACCAAAGAGACUGGAGGUGACGGUAGAUGACUGGUGCUGACAGUAAGUACAUCUGUAAGUUCGGAGGGCUGAGGGAGAGCAGACCUGGAAAUGAGCGGUACUAAGGAGUAUGUAGACUGACUUACUCAUUCUGUCAGGUGAAGACAGUGACAGGCUAAACAGCACCACCAAAAUGUCUCCCCUCUGACUGUACGCCCAUCUUUGACAUUUUGAGGACAUUGUUGAAGCAUGGGAAGAGGCACUUGAAUUAGGGGCCAAGCCCAACCUGAGACAAAACUUUUAUGGAAGCCAAGGGUUGAAGGGAUCAAAUCCUUCAGGAUUACUUUACCCAGAAAAGACACGUGUUUUCUGGGCCUAAUCUACAGCAUUAAGCACCAUGGCUAAGGAAGUUCAGAGGUAGCCUUCGGAGCCACCCUGAUCUUGCGAGCUUACAUGAAUGGUUCGUUGUAUCCAAGAGGUCCAGAGGGAGGCAGAACAGAAUCAACUGGGCUGCAACAGGUUUCUGCCAACUUUGGAUAUCCAGUUAUACAGCAACAGUUAAGCACAUGCCAUUCUAUUUCAAUUACUAUAAAAUGGAAAGGCAAACUAAUUUUAAGCGCCGUUCCACAACUUUCUACAAACCAUUAAAACCCUUGGGUGUCCCCUGAUAUAUACACCAUGCUGCUUAUGUCACACUGCCUGCUGUCUGCCUACAGAUUGCUUUUCCAUGCAACACUGUGUCCUUACAAUGCCAGGCUGCAUGAGAUGAUCUCCAUAGCCACAAAUCACUAUACAGAACUAUCAAAUUACAAAACAAUGUACAGAUGCAGUAGGUGGUACAAUAAAAUGGUUGGCCGUUUCACUCGAAAGACAACAGUCCAGAGGACUGUCACAUUCAGUGCAUGUCAUGGAGAAAAACAUAAUUUUGUAUUGUACUUACUAUUCAUGCAUUCACCUCAGCCAUUCAGGUUUGAAAACCGAAGCACAACUACAGUAUAUUAUAAUACACUGAGUGUACAAAACAUUAGGAACACCUUCCUAAUAUUGAGUUGCACGCCC